AUGAACAACUGGUUAAGCGUUUUUAUGAUUCUUUUCUUUACAUAUGCCAGAGAAACAGAAUUAAUCUCCAUAGGGAGUUCUCUAUCAAUCAUACAAGAAAGUGACUGAAAAUUUUUCCAAGUCCAAGGUCUGAAUACUUCGUCUCUAUUUUUGUCAGUAACAGUUGCGUUUGAUCAGCCUCAGAACGCAGCACUUGCAGCGAGAAGCGGCUCCGUUCCGACGAUAUGGAAUGGAAAAAUUCAAGCUAAUUAUGUCGAUUAUGACAGCUGGUAUUUGGGCUCUUCAAUUCAUAAUUUAAUAAUCCAUCCUGAGAAAUAUAACGAGACUGCAUUAUACAUAGGCAUUUAUUCUCCAACAGGAGCUUCCUCGUACACUUUAAGCACUUCUCAGUCUGCCGAGCAUCCUUGUCCGAAUGACUGCUCAGGGCAAGGAACUUGCAACUUUGGAAAAUGCUAUUGCAAGGGUAACUUUAUAGGAAAAGACUGCAGUUUUAAAUCAACGCGACUUUUUACUAAUAAGUCUGUUUUUAUAACCUUAAAACCUAAGCAGCGAAAAUUUGUGACGUUCUACCAUGAUGAAACAGAUGUAGAAAUCGAAUUCAAGUCUUUUGACACCAACAUCACAAUUUAUACGAUGCCUUCACAUGGUUUUGACACUUUAUUGCCUUCAGCUUAUGAAUACAAAAGCAAAAUAUCUGGAUUCCAUGCCUUUUAUACGGUGGACUCAGGCAGCAAUUGAUACUUUGGCUUGAAUAACGAAAAUUUGAAGUCAACUAAUGUGAUAGUCACAGUAAAACUGAAGGAAUUUCAAGUUUAUGACAUAAUGAUGAUAAUCUACUGUUUGGCCGGAGCUGUAGCAGUGAUAAUUACAGCAAUUGUUGCUUGCAUUAUUUGGAAUCCAAGGAUUUUCCCUGGAGAUUACCCAGAGUGGUCGUUAGACUUGAAGUUGAUAAACAAAAACUUCCCAAAGAAACUUUAUAGCGAAACCCAUUCCACCUUCGAAAUUUUUACUUGUCCAAUAUGUUUGGUGAAUUUUUCUCCAAACGAUUACGUUAGAGAACUUCACUGCGGGCAUAUUUAUCAUGACAAUUGUAUUGAUCUGUGAUUCAAAGAUAACACUUAUUGCUGCUUAUGCAAGAAAGAUUGUAAACACAUUGAAAAAGCUGUAAUUUCAAAUACCCAAAGCUCCUCUGGCAGUGAAGAAUUGGAAGUUCAGGUAAUGGUAGAGCCUCAUAAUGGGGGAAAUCAUUCUGUUGUACAAGGAGGAAUAUAA
This is a messenger RNA of Blepharisma stoltei, 1272 nucleotides long. Lineage: Eukaryota; Ciliophora; Heterotrichea; Heterotrichida; Blepharismidae. The record is from the annotation of a GenBank genome assembly.